AUGGGCUCAAUCUACGUAUUCUGAGAUCAUUAUGUAGUUAGUGAGUUGGUGUCUUGUGAAUCUGAUAAAGUAACUGUAUAAAAUUAUUUUCGUGCAUGAGACAGUGUGCGGUGAAAUAAACUUGGCGACAACUAUUGACACUAUUACUGUUCAUUGUCACAAUUUCAGCAGCUAGUUUGAAAGUGAAAAAUAGUGGAACAGAUUGCGAGCUGACGUCUACGUAUCGACGCAUCCCCUGCGAUGACUGCCGAGUCGUUUGAGUAUCAUGAGAAGAAUCGGCCACUGUUCACCGACCUAACGGCUGAGGACGAUGACAGCGGUAUAACAGAGAUCGAGAGCCUUUGCAUCAACUGUGAGAAAAGUGGUGUCACGCGAUUGCUGCUGACGAAGAUACCUUUCUAUAAGGAUGUGAUCAUCAGCUCGUUUAAUUGUGAUCACUGUGGCAAUAGCAACAGCGAUAUACAACCUGGAGGAAUGGUGCAAGAACAUGGAAUUAAAAUCACCGUCGCCAUCAACUCAGAAGCAGAUUUAAAUCGCCAGGUGGUCAAGAUGGACACUGCCACGGUCAAGAUACCAGAGAUUGACCUUGAAGUGCCUGCACACACCCAGAGUGGCACGCUGACAACUAUUGAAGGAAUUCUGGAACGCGCCAUCACAGGACUGGAGCAGGAGCAGCCGAUCAGAUAUGCGAUGGAUGAAGAUCUAGCCAGGAAAAUUGAAAAAACGAUUGAGAAGUUGAAAAGCUACCGAAAAGGAAAUGAGACCUUUACUUUGAUACUAGAUGACCCAAGUGGAAACAGUUUUGUUCAAAAUUUGCUGGCCCCGGCUAACGACCCGCGGACGAGCGUCGUGCAGUACGCACGCUCCCUCGAGCAGAACAAGCUCCUCGCUCUCGUCGCGGAUGAUGAGCAUGAGGAGGAUGGGGAAGAGGGGGAGGCCCCACCAUUAGAACCGGACAAUCUUAAGGACGAGGUAUUAAGUUUCAAGACAAACUGCCCAAACUGCAGUGCUCCCGCUGACACCAAUAUGAAAGUUGUUGACAUACCCUAUUUCAAAGACGUGAUCAUCAUGGCGACGACAUGUGAUGCGUGCGGCCAUCGCACGAACGAGGUGAAGGCGGGUACCGGCAUGUCGCCCAAGGGCACGCGGAUCACACUGCACCUCACCGAUCCAUCUGACCUUAGCAGGGAUGUGCUGAAGUCCGAAACCUGUUCCCUGGAGAUUCCAGAGCUGGAGUUAAUUGCAGAGAUGGGUACACUAGGAGGACGUUUCACAACAUUGGAAGGCCUACUGACUAACGUGAAGGAACAGUUGGAGUCAAACAACCCAUUCACGAUGGGGGACAGCGCGACGCCGGACUACACAAGCAAGAUGGCGCGGUUCGUCCGCGACCUUGACACUGUCAUCCGCGGAGAGAGGUUGAAUGUCCACAUUGUUCUGGACGACCCCGUUGGCAACAGCUACUUGCAGAAUGUUUAUGCACCUGAUCCCGACCCAGAGAUGGAGUCUGUGACCUACGAAAGAAGCUUUCAGCAGAACGAAGAUCUAGGGUUGAACGAUAUGAACACAGAAUCAUAUGCAGAAGCACCGUCGUCAUAGCGACAGAGAUUAUCUGCAGCCAUAUGUGGUCUGCAUUCGUCAGCUCUUGCUGUGCUGCACCCAACCUACAGUGUUGCAUUGUAUGUAGAUGUGGACAAUGAAUCGAUGGUAACUGAGCACAAUAUAGUCAUCUGUAGUAAUUGAAGGGAAUGUAAAUUUAAGAUGGUAAAUUCUGUCAAACAAUCCACAUUUUUUAUUAUUAAACUACAUAACGGAGACAAAACAUUGUCUACUGUAUUCGUUUAAAACAAGCUCAGCGAUCAAGCUGGCAACGUGAUACUUAAACAUAUCACUUUACAAUACUUUGCCGACUCUACUAACUUUCAGAAGAUAGUCACUCUGGUUGGUUCCAGCACCCAUGUGUUGGUAACAACACCGUAGGAAUAAUUAUUUCUAUUGCAUCCAAAAUGCUGCCAUAAUCACAUAACUGGCAGCAGUAUGCUAGCUAGAUGGCAGCUCAAAAAUCCCUGUUUAGAUCAUGGAGUGUCUAGCAAAGCAUUUAGUGAUGCCCACUAAUAAUACUGACUGGUAUCUUCCGACACUUGCUUCUUUCAUAAUUCACAAGGUGUUCCUUUCAUCAAUCACGGUAUCAGUUACACGUAUAUAUAUUUAUAGUUAGCGUAGUACAAAACGUGACUACUAUGUUUCACAACGAGCUAACGCCUUCCCGUAAAGUUCACACAGUGGUAGAGCUAGGAUUUGAACCUAGCCCCUUGAACUGACGAUUAUAAAUAGCAUCUACUCUGGGAUAAAUCUGUUAUUGCUUAAGAAUAACAGCCAGGUUGUAUUAAAAAGACACAGUACA
Molecule: messenger RNA, 2404 nt
Organism: Priapulus caudatus
Lineage: Eukaryota; Metazoa; Priapulida; Priapulimorpha; Priapulimorphida; Priapulidae
Product: zinc finger protein ZPR1-like
Exons: 13
Coding region: 241-1599 (452 amino acids)
Cellular component (GO): cytoplasm; nucleus
Molecular function (GO): zinc ion binding
Source: RefSeq, a predicted model, not a curated record